This is a messenger RNA of Paramuricea clavata, 1758 nucleotides long. NCBI's taxonomy places the organism in Eukaryota, Metazoa, Cnidaria, Anthozoa, Malacalcyonacea, Plexauridae. The record is from the annotation of a GenBank genome assembly.
AUGUUUUGCACCAAUUGUGUGAUUGAUUUAGACUACAACACAAACUACUGUACUGGCUGUGGACAAGGUAAACAGUAUAAUUAUAAAUCAAUAUUCAUUUGAUUCACUGAUAUAGGAGAAUAUUAACAACUUUGUCAAUGUUUGUCUGCAGGGCCGUACACAGGAUUUUUUCACCAGGGGGCAGUACGUAAGGCCCAUAUGUCAAAAACGUCCUAAAUAUCUAAAGAAUAAGUAAUAAUGUCAUUCUAAAAAUCGUAAAUAUAGUUUUCUCUAGGGGGGGGGCAACUACCCCUCUUGCUGCCCCCCCAUCCCCACUGUGUACUGCCCUGCUUGUUUGAUAUUUCUGUGCCAGCAGGAUAUUCUGUAAUGAUUAAUGGUAUCCUGGUUGAUUUAUAGGAUAUUCAAGUUUACACUAAAAAAUGUUUUAAAGUUAGCAUAAAACAUAUUGAUCUAUAAGACAACAAUGGACGACUUGCGCUUUAGACUAAAUUUUAAUCUAAGUAAGAACAACGAAAUCUAUCACCACAACUAGAAAGAGCAUCUUGGUAUUAGUAAUAUUACAAAGUUUGGUUGCAAAAUGUUGUAAAAUACGGAAAAUAUAGCCCUUCAAAGUUGGCAAAUUUGUAUACUUUUGUAUUACGUGCGUCAAUCGGUAACUAAAUUAGUUAGCAAUUUCCGCACGUAAUAGACAUGUAUACAAAUUUCCGUAUUUUACAACAUUUCACAACCAAACUCUGCAGUUUUUCUAAUUUUGAUAACUUCUUUCCGAAAAUAUCUUUUGUUAUUCCCAGAUUAAAAAUUUUUCUAAAGCGCAAGUCGUCCAUUAAAUUGUGAAAAUAACACUAUCUGGAUGUCAUUUCCUAAUUUUGGGUAUAAAAUAUGGAACAACAAAAUUGAAAUAUAAUAGUUAUUGUUAAUACACUGCAAAAAAAAUGGGGAUAAAAGUUAAUGUAAUUAUUGACUAAGCAUACGGAUGUUUUUUUUUCAGAAGCUAACAUGGAGAGUUCAGAUGACAAUUCUGAUUUUACUGAUGAUACAUUUGAAGACAGCGAGGAAGAAGUUCUGAAAUAUUAUUUCUUUCGCGGAUUUACAUACGAAGAAAUUCUUUUGUUUCUGGCUAAACGGCAUCAUUGUACUAUAAGUUAUAGCACUCUUCUUCGGCGGUUGAAGAAAUAUUGUUUAAUGAGAAGAGGUGUAACAAACAAGGAUUCAUUUGAAAACACAUUUCUGCAAGUGCAGAGGCACAUAGCGGAACUUAUUAACAGGCCUAGCUCAUCCAUGGGGUACCGUACAUUAUGGCAUGCACUUGAACUAGAGGGGAUUUGUGUCCCUAGAGUAAUUGUUCAAGAUUUGUUAAAGGAAAUGGACCCUGAAGGUGCGGAACUUUGGAAAAGACAUCGUCUAAAAAGACGAGCCUACCACAAUCCUGGCCCCAAUUACUCAUGGCAUAUUGAUGGUUAUGAUAAACUUAAAUGUUGGGGUUUUCCAAUACACAGAGCGAUUGACGGCUACAGUCGAAGAAUUUUGUGGCUUUGUGUUACUCAUUCCAACAACUCGCCAAAUCAAAUAGCUUCUUUCUAUGCUGGAGUUGUUUUAGAACAAGGUGGUUGUCCAGUACAAUUAGUGACCGAUUCGGGAGCUGAAAAUGGAACUGCAGCCGCUUUACAGUCAUAUUUCCGUGAUAACUCCGAGGCUCAUCGAUACGUACCCUUUCCGAGAAACAUUGUGACCGAAUUUGAACAGAAUUUUUCUUCAUGA